AUGCCGAGGAAGCAAAAAAAAGGUAAAAGGACUGAAACAAAUGGCAAAGAUUGUCAGCCUGAAACCGCAACUCAGGAAUCUAUUGAACAACGGUCUCGCCGGCUUUGCCUCGAAGACCAACUGGUGGCUUCGCAUAAUUCUUCUAUCGAUUUCCACGCGAACUUGAAGAAUGCAAUUGCAUUAAUGCAGCAGGUUGUUGCCCAGUAUGCCUCUGAAGAGGAUUUUAUUGACGAGUUAAGUUCUAUACGGAUAGUACUGAAUCGGAUGAGUCAGAUGUCUUUGUAUUUGGAUGUCUAUUCAGAUUAUGUCCAGUUCUUGUUUUGUCAGGGGCUAAUAGAUCCCGACCACUGCGACCUUGCAGUCAGUGGUAUACAACAAACUAUGGAUCGCACCAUCAUACUUAUCAACGUAUGA
Molecule: messenger RNA, 414 nt
Organism: Enterobius vermicularis (human pinworm)
Lineage: Eukaryota; Metazoa; Nematoda; Chromadorea; Rhabditida; Oxyuridae
Source: the annotation of a GenBank genome assembly